AUGGCUUCGACACGUUCUGUUCUGGCGGCGGCUCUGCUGUCUGUCGGGCAGCUGGUUUCGGCUCAGACUAUCAAAGUCGACGGCCAAGAGAUUGCUGCCAACGCCUCCACCGUGGCUCCGGCCGCUGAGGCCGCUGAUGCCUCCGUCGCCAGCACCUCCGCGGGUCUGAAUGACCAGGAGAAGGCACAGCUGACCGAUGCUGUACUUGCCAACCUAACGGCUCUCGAGUUGUCCAACGUCUCUUUGUUCGGCUUCGAAGACGCCUCUUCAGUCGAGAAGAGAUCUCUCUUCGGCCGAUGCAAGACAUACCCAGGAGACCUCCUGUAUCCCAACAGCAUUAUCUGGGGCAUCUUUGACCUUCUCCUUGGUGGUGCUCUCACCAAGACCAUCCCCGAAGCCUCAGUGUGCUAUGAUGACUUUGGCAACUAUGACAAGGCCAAGUGCGACUUCUUGACCACCAACUGGGUUAAUGGCUCGUACUAUCACACCGAAGACCCAACUGCCAUCAACGCUGUUCUCUUCGAGGGCCUGAACUGCAUGCCCCCGACUAUCAACGUUGGCGAGACGAAUUGCUCGGUCGGUGGUCUGCCAUCAUACGUCGUCGAGGCCACCACUGUCGCCCACGUUCAGUUGGCCGUCAACUUCGCCCGCAAUCUGAACCUCCGCCUCGUCGUCAAGAACACUGGCCAUGACUUUGGAGCCAAGUCCACUGGUGCUGGUUCCCUGUCCAUCUGGACGCAUAACUUCAACGAGAUCACUUUCCUCGAGAGCUACAAGCAAGACUCGUACAGUGGCUCUGCCUUCAAGCUCGGUGCGGGUGUCAGGGCUUUCGAGGUCUACGAGGCCGCGAACAAGUAUGGCGUGACCGCUGUCGGUGGUGAAGGCCAGACCGUCGGUGUUAUGGGCGGCUAUGUCCAGGGAGGUGGCCACAGCCCGCUUUCAGGAUUGUACGGCAUGGCUGCUGAUAACGUGCUCUCUUUCGAAGUGGUUACUGCCGAUGGUCGUUUCGUGACUGCCAGCGAAUCCGAAAACACCGACCUCUUCUGGGCGAUCCGCGGCGGAGGUGGCUCGACAUACGGCGUCGUCACGUCGGCCGUUGUGAAGGUUCACCCCCAGAUGAAGGUCAGCACCGCCACUUUCGCCUUCUCUACAGGCGAGAAUGUGACUACCGACCAGUUCUGGUCGGCUCUCCGUUUGUACUUUGACGGUUUCGUCGAGUACGCGGUUGAUAACGCCAACUACGGAUACUUCCGCAUCCAAAAUCUCGGUACUUCCUUCGCCUUCGAUAUGGGCCCUUGGUUGGCUCCGAACAUGACUGAGGCAGAGCUUCGCAAUCUGACAGCACCUCUGUUCGCUAAGUGGGCCGAAAUUGGCCUCAACGUCGAGCCCGUCUUCAAGGAGUUCGACAACUUUUAUGAUGCCUGGUCGGUCUCUUUCCCUCUGGAACCUUGGGGAUCCAACGCCAUCCGCCAGGCUAGUCGUCUUUUCCCCAAGGCCAACUGGGAAGACGAGACCAAGCUCAACGCCACCUUCGACGCCAUCAAGUCCGUCGUAGAAGACGGCGGCUACAUCGUUGCCUUCAACAUGGCCGCCGCGCCCGAGGGUUACCCUGACAACGCCGUCAACUCUGCGUGGCGCGAGACUGUGAUGCACUGCAUCACCGCCGCUCUAUGGGACCCCACCGCCGAGGAGUCCGUCAUCAAGAACGCCAGCGACACGCUCACAUUCGACUGGAUGCAGCGCUGGCGCGAUGUCUCCCCCGAUGCCGGUGCGUACAUGUCCGAGUCGGACUACAUCGAACCCAACUUCACCCAGGCUUUCUGGGGUACCAAGUACGAGAAGGCUCUCGAGCUUAAGAAGAGAUUCGACCCCCACGAUGUCUUUUAUGCCCAGAACGGUGUUGGAUCCGAGAACUGGGAGAUGUCGGAGAUGAUUCUGGGCAACUUGCCUUCGCAGAACAGCAAGUUGUGCCGCAAGCAGUAG
This is a messenger RNA of Colletotrichum karsti, 1983 nucleotides long. Its product is annotated as FAD binding domain-containing protein. The record is from RefSeq and is a predicted model, not a curated record. Bases 1 to 1983 code for a protein of 660 amino acids. Gene Ontology annotation, molecular function: FAD binding; oxidoreductase activity. NCBI's taxonomy places the organism in Eukaryota, Fungi, Ascomycota, Sordariomycetes, Glomerellales, Glomerellaceae. The transcript has 2 exons.